AUGUCCGACGAUGGGUGCACAGACAAAGGGUGCGCUCCCGAAGGAUUCAAGGUGCUAUACGUUUCCAAAAAAAACCUUACCAUAGAGCGCUCAGAAGAAAACGGUCCGAUAAAUCAUGUCCAGAUAUCAUGUGAAGUGAAUCGUGACUCCUCUACAGCUAGUGAUAGCUAUGAGAUCAAGUUUACUGUUAAGUGUAAGUAUCGAAACAAUUAGUUAUAUUACAACCGUGGCUUAGUUGCCAGGCCACCCUAAAGCAGGAGUGAGGCUGGGGUUAAACUUGUCAUGAUAGAGACGAGAGACAACUUAAACUCGGUUCAAAUGGUCAUGAUAGUUGGUGAUAGUCGACGAGAAUUUCAACUCUCAUUCGCUAUCACUGACUAUUCUAUUUGUGUUCAAACGGUUCAAGAUAAUUGAUAAUAGUUGACAAAAUUACGCGAUGUAAACAAAUAUUGCGCGCGCUGAGGUCAGAAAUUUCAGUGGCAUUUGAAAUUUUAGUCAAGAAGUUGCAAGUUGAAGAUAAUGAAGCCUACGAGGAGAUGAUGAAAAUGAACGACGAGAAAUUCUGCGAAACUUUGAUGGCUACGAUUUUAGUCAGUUUACCAUUUAUAAUUUAGGUUUGAGUCCGUGUUUGGCAAAACUGUUGACUGAAAAACUAUCAUUCAUUAUCAUCUGCUCGUUCAAACGACCAAAACUAUUAUCAGCUAUCAUGUAGAAUUUGAACCGGCCUGUCUAAACUCAGCGAUAGUUGACGAUAGAGUAUGAUUGUUCGUGUUGAAACGCGCGUGAUAGUUGAAACUAUCAUCAACUAUCCCGACCGUUUGAAGACUGGGUAUUAGUAUUUAAGCUCGUGUUUAGUAAUGAGAGUGUGCAGGAGCGCAAUAGGCUCCUGGAGUGUGUCAAUCAUGUCCUUCCUGAACCUUUCCUUCUUGUUCUUCUAUGGUUAAUUCAGACUUACCUCGAGCAACGUUUUUGUACCAUGAUAAGUUCUUAUUUACAGUUCAUCUCAAUCUCAGCCACGAAGAGUAUGGUUAAAUUCUCAAAACCUCAACUGUAUUAUAUGUUAACUAUUAUAAUGACUGAAUAUAGUUUAUUGACUCAUUCGUUCGUUUGAUCGUUUUUUCUCUCACCCGUUCGCUCGUUGUUUCUCGUCUUCUCUUCUCUUACUCGUUCGUUGGUGUUUGGUUCGUUGUUUCAUUAUUUGGUUCGUUCGUUUGUUCCCUCACCCGUUCGCUCGUUCUUACGGUCGUGUGCUCGUUGUCUUUUCUCUUACUCGUUGGUUCGUGCUUGGUUCAUUCGUUUGUUCUCUCACCCGUUUGCUCGUUCUCGCGGUCGUACGUUCGUUGUCUUUUCUCUUACUCGUUGGUUCGUGCUUGGUUCAUUCGUUUGUUCUCUCACCCGUUUGCUCGUUCUCACGGUCGUACGUUCGUCGUCCCUUAUCUUGCUCGUUCUUUCGGGCUUAGUACGUCCUUUCAUUAUUUGGUUCGUUCGUUUGACCGUUUGUUCUCUCACCCGUUUGCUCGUUCUUACGGUCGUGCGUUAGUUGUCUCUUCUUUUGUUCGUCCGUUCGUGUUUUGUUCGUUCUCUCAUUCUUUGGUUCGUUUAUUUGUUUCGUUCUUUCUUUUCUUCAUUUGUUUGUUCGUUUGAUUUUUCGUUGGUUAUUUUAUUUGUAAUUUCAUUCUUUCGUCCGUUCCUUCUUUCUUUCUUUUCUUUUGAGCCGUCGUAUAAAGAAAUCGUGAAAAUAUCUGUGAAUGGAUGGAGUGGGAUUCCGAGUGAAGAGACUAAUUGUGAACUGCACACCUCCGAGAAGGGGUUGUAGCAGUUUUCCAUCAUAUAUAGAUUGGUUUCCCUUACUUUGCUUUGUGAUUGGUCCAGAAACCUUGCACGUUUUCUCCCAAAUUACAUGCUAAACUAAAGUGUCCAAUCACAAUUUGGUCCACCGUGUUCCUGCGAUUUAGGCCGAUGGCGAUCACAUGUAUUUUCUUUGAGCUCCUAUUGGAUACCUGCAAUAUUUUCAUACAUUUGUUUUGACUAACCGUUAUGAUUACUUUGGCUUCUGCUAUAAUGACUACCAUCUAACAUUUCCUGUCUACUCUUUAGGUGUAAGGGCUGUGGAAGGGAGAGAUCUUAACUUCACAAGAAUCUUACAGGAGAUGGUUUCAUGUGAACGCGUGAGCACGGUGAAUUGGAUUCUCAAUGAAAGUAAAUUUGCCUGCUGCGACUCAUGUCAAUGUCCCACAAAUCAUUGUGAGAGAGGAUCCGAUGGCCAUAGCGACGAAGUCAGUUUAGAUUUUAGGAGAAGAUUAAGAUUUACGGGAGGUGUAAUAAUACUGACCUACAUUCAAGGUAAUGAUGACAGAAGGGAGAUUAACGUCACAUAUGACAUUGAAGAAGACUCUGGUGCGAAGAGAUCAGUCGGGCCGAGGACGAUACGUAUUUUGGUCGAGAACGCUCGGCAUUUUUCGUCAUUUGUAGUCACGAAUACUGCUACCCUGGUAAUGUCCACUUCUCCUAAGUCUUUAUCUCGAAGCUGUGUAUCCAGUAUAUCGUCCACCAUCGUUUACCCAGAGCAUGUAAAACACAAACCGACGAGCGGUGCAUUAGCCACGAACACACCUGUGCUGCCGAUGUUGACGGUGAUUACAGUAAUCAUCUCUGCAUUAAUUCGAGAUGACAAAAAAGUCCACCACGAGGGAUGUCAGAAUGAAGUGAACGAGUAGAGAGGCGUUUAUCGACGUACCUCUCAUUUCCUCGAUCUUUUUCCUCUCAAUUUUGGGGUAGUCGUGCAAGAUGAACUUGUAUUUUGGCACGGUUCAAAAUAACUUGUUUACCGCGGAAAGUUGCCGACGGUAGUAGUUGCGCAUGGUUUAAAGCAGUGGCUGCCUUCGUGGACAAUUCCUUGCUUGAUGUACGCGAAAGAAAUUCGAUGGCUAUUACGCCCAAUAUAUCAGCAGGGAGAUAUUUUCUUCGUCUAAACUUGAUAUACAUAUUGUGCGUGUAAACGAUACAUCGUCUUUCGUUAUUUUUGCAUUUAGCGCACUAUAUACAAUAUUACAGCAUACCACGAAUUCUGCUGCGAUUUUAAUGAUUUCCAUCAUAGUAAGGAAUGGUAAAGAAUUGACCUCUAAAGUUUUAUUAAGGGCACCAAGAUGGACUCGGCAGAUGUUUAUUCAGAAGGAUAAGACAAAAUUAAUUAAAUUUUUGCAAAUCGCCACACGUGUGUUCGGUUACACACGUGUGUUCGGUUAUCCUCAGUUCGUUUGAUGUUAAGAUCGUGGCUUUUUUGAGAGAGUUUGGAGACCUUUUCUUGGAGGUUUCUUUUAACCUCGGAGAUCAGUUUAAAUGGAAGUCAUAACCGUGUAACUUUCAACUUUCUUUUCCCUUUGCGGAGUUACUUGUUAUUCAUUUCAUGUACUUAUAUAAUGCAAUUUUUAAUUUUCGCUGCAUUGCUGUAAAUGGCAGAACUAGCCUAAUUAAUAAUGCUAAUAGGACCGAGUGGAGUCCAGUUCGGUUUGUAAUCAUACGAGUGAUGAACAAAAUCGGACGACCGCGAAGCAGGAGUCGGAUUUGUUAAUCACGAGUAUGAUUACAGACAGAAUUGGACGACAAGAAAUCCUAUUACCAAUUAAUCAUAACCACUUCAAUUUCCGGAAAAAAAAUACACCCAGAAGAAAUAUCUCCAGUGGAGAUAGUCUUUAGUUAAAUAUUCUUCCAUUUUGGAAAUUGCCUUGCUUUUCUUUGGAUAAGUGGUUGUUGCUAUGGUUACUGUGAUCAAUUUUGUGAUUGGUGGAUUUAGCCGAGUGGACCUAGUAUGAUUGGCUGCUUCAACUGUCCGAUGACAGGUGUCCGAUUACAGCCAACUGUCCUAUUACACUGUCCGAUUACAAUUGUACAGAAUGAAUAGUGAAAAAUGAAGCAGCAUAUGCAUCAAUCACAUUUGAGGAAAUUGUAAUGGUAAUGAUUAAUAAAGAAAUUGGUAGUCCUCGCGUAGCCAUUUAUAUUAGAUGUGGUUGAACUGGCCAAUUCAGUGCCUUGCGCUACGCUUCACGACACCGGCAACGCGACGCAAAAUGUGUGACAAAUGAAGAAAUAAAUGAAUUUAAGG
Molecule: messenger RNA, 4102 nt
Organism: Pocillopora meandrina
Lineage: Eukaryota; Metazoa; Cnidaria; Anthozoa; Scleractinia; Pocilloporidae
Source: the annotation of a GenBank genome assembly